Molecule: messenger RNA, 2073 nt
Organism: Hyla sarda
Lineage: Eukaryota; Metazoa; Chordata; Amphibia; Anura; Hylidae
Gene: ANKUB1
Product: ankyrin repeat and ubiquitin domain containing 1
Exons: 6
Coding region: 54-1541 (495 amino acids)
Molecular function (GO): protein binding
Source: RefSeq, a predicted model, not a curated record
AGGCCCCUUGUCCCGCUCCGUUCACUGUGCAGCCUAUACUCCCGGCUUCUGCUAUGCGGAGCUACAAGGAAGUAGAAGACUAUUUUCAUAUUCAAGUGUCAGAUGACAAGCAGGGGAGAAGGUUUUUAGAGCUUCUAUAUGCAGGAGGGGUGCUAAGAGAUGAGUGGGUCCUAACAGACGCUGGGAUUACACUGUGUUGCACUAUUAAGUGCAUUGUGAAGGAGGAAGAUAAACCAGCUCUGUAUGUAUACAAUGCUGUCACCAAAGAAAGGGUCCCAAUAAAGGGGAACAUUCACCUUCUUGGUGCAACAGUCUCAAAGCUAAAGUCUCUGUUGUCUCUGAAAUGUGGAUUUCCUGUCAGUGUUUUCUGCCUGAGGACAUUACAAGGAAAAGAAAUGUAUGACUGUAACACCCUGGGAGACUACAAUCUGGAUCUAGGUAGCACAGUGAGAAUGGACGUCUGGGACGGCUGGAAAGAACUUCUUAGUGCAUGUGUACUUGGACACAAACAAAAUGUCCAGCGUUACUUAUCAAAGAAUGAAACUAUUCUCAGGUUCCAGCUGCGAGUAGCACUUUACAUAGCGGCACAUUUUGGCCAUCUGGAACUUGCAGAAUGGCUGCAGGCCAAAGGUGUCAGAGCAGAUGAGGCAGUCGGUGUUCAUCCAUAUAGAGAAUGGUGCCGCGAAACUGACCAUCCUGAUAUUGGAAAUUGUGCAGUCCAUGCUGCUGCUGAAAAAGGUCAACUUCUUCUGAUAAAAUCAUUUAUUGCACGAAAUGUUCUGUGCUUGGAGUGUCAAAACACGCUGGGCCAGACACCACAUAAGAUAUGCAUCCUGAACGGACAUAAGGACUGCCUUCUGUAUUUGACAAUGAAAAUGUGGUCAGUCGUCUCCUUACCAAAAGUCUCUCUUUCUAUGAAAAUCUACAUCAAAGUUAAAAAAUGGCUAUACACAGCCCAGAAAAGAGUCUACAAAGUCAAAAAAUGGGUGCCACAAUUUAAAACCCGUGUUGGGGACCCAGUUGUAGUUGAUGGUUUUACAGAACCCAAGAUGACCAGUAGAGAUUUACAUGUAUUUUAUCAGGACAAAUGGAGAAGGGUUUUGAGUUCACGAGCACACAGCAGUGAUGCAAUUGUUAAUGCAGUUUUAAAAUUGCAUCCUAUGACAUUGAGGGAGCAGACAAUAAAAUCAUCCAGAUUUCCUUCACUUAAACAAAUAGAAGAAAAUCCUGUCAAGAAGAAAUCCCAACCUGUGUUGGACUCACAAGAUAUUAAUGACAUAUUUACAAACAGCUGGAAUCCCAGUAUCCCACUUCCACCUAUCACGAACACCAGCAACAGCCGCCCACGCCAUUUAAGAACUCCCUUGGCUGCUUUUCUUCUGAAUUCAUCCCUAGAGUCCUUCUCAAAGUACAGUGGUCGGACACCACGACAGAAUGCGGUUUAUUUCCUAAGCCUUGCAAGUGAGUUUAAAGAAAAACCUUGGCUCCGGCAGCUAGACAUGGCCAGGAUGCUAGCCAGAAAAUCAGUGCACAACUUGUAAGGAUUGGCAAGACCAUGUACAGAGGAUAGCAAUGCUGACAUAUAUAAAAGGGGUUAUCCGGCAGCACAAAAUAAAAAAGCAGACUGGGUUAAGAAAAAGAACUAAAAAAGACAGUACUCUUCUCACCAAUUCCUGACUACUGCAAUUCCCGGAUCCCUGCUGAUCUCCACUUCUUGGUCCCCACCCUGACACACAGGAAAUGCCUGCUCAUCCAAUCACUUUAUCGUACUAUAAAAACGAAAAGUUAAAUAGGACUCAUUUGCCUGCUCUGGACAUAAGGUUAAUGUGUACUUCCAAAGUUUCAGGGCCUCGUGAUGGCUGCUUCGACAAGCUGUACCACCCAUUGGGGCCUGUGUCUCACCACACUGAAACUGAAGAUUAUGUUGACCAGAAACAUUAGAGAUACACUUUAAAGCAGACCUGUCAGCAACAAAACACAGGUGUAAAUAAGCGCAUGGCUCAAUAGGGCUGGUUAUCAUGAUUCUAUGCAUACCUUUUCUUUUUCAAUAGUCCCUGAAAGAUAAACGUUUUU